AUGAGUGCCACCCUCGACACGGCGCUGCAGGAGCUGGAGGAGUACCGACAGACACACCCGGAGGCACCGCGCUGCGUGCGGGACAUUCUCGAGUUCCGCAGCGAUGUGGCCGUGAUGAAUGAGCAGCAGCAGCAGGAGUUGGUAUCCUUGUGCUUAACAGAGGCGCAAUGGGAGUCCGUGCAGCGCAGUAAGACAUAUCGACAAUCUUCUGCGUGGCGUGUGGCGGAUGUUGAUGGCUUGGCCCGAACGCUGAUGGGAAGCUACCGCACGAGUUAUCAGCUGUACUCGGAGUUUCUCCCGGUGCCCGACCACGCUCCGCCGCUGCGGUUCUACUCCAUCCGUGAGUGCGCACGGUUACAGGGGAUCCCCGAGUGGUUUUCUUUCAACCCUGCGGAGCCCUCGUCUACCCGCGCCGGUGACAAGAGCAGCAGUGGCGAUGCUAACGUACAACGAGGUGUUGUGCCGGUGGGUGCGGUCUACAAGUUGAUUGGCAACGCAGUGAAUCCCAUCGUCGUGGAGCACUUGGGCCGCGCCCUGCUGGCAUGCCUUCCGCCGUAA
This is a messenger RNA of Trypanosoma grayi, 558 nucleotides long. RefSeq names its product putative cytosine-specific DNA methylase. Lineage: Eukaryota; Euglenozoa; Kinetoplastea; Trypanosomatida; Trypanosomatidae. The record is from RefSeq and is a predicted model, not a curated record. The transcript has a single exon. The coding region runs from base 1 to 558 and encodes 185 amino acids.